CAACUUUUGAUUGGUACAGUCUGUGUGUGCGUGCACAUGUUUGUUAACUCCUUUCUCCUCUACUUCAGGUGUGUUUGAACUGAUGUCCUUGGUGAUCUCUGGGAUGAAAUCUAUAAUGGACAGAAAUGAGGACUUUACAUUUCUUAAAAGCAUGAUCAUGGAAAGGAGAUUCCAUCUACUGGUCAAGAUCCAUGCGAGGUUGAGGCGGUUUGGAUCAAGGAAUCCUGUCCCGGUCCGGGAUAACGCAAAGAGUCUGGCCUGUAACUUGGCUGAGGAGCUGUGGACUCAAGUGGCUAGUGCUGAAUGUUCAGAGUUGAUCAGCCUGCUCUCCAACCCGCACAUCAAGGGCCUUCUCUCUGUUCACGACAUAGUAGCACAGAAAGGUUAUGACCCUGAGCUGCCACCCCUACCUGAUAACAUUGAAGAAGAGGAUGAGGACUCUGUGAAGAUUAUAAGCCUGUUCAAAAGCCAGGAGCCACUGGGGGCCACCAUAAAGAGAGAUGAAUCCACUGGAGCUAUAGUUGUAGCAAGGAUCAUGAGAGGGGGUGCUGCAGACAGAAGUGGUCUGAUUCAUGAGGGCGAUGAGCUAAGGGAAGUCAAUGGAGUCCAAAUGGAGGAUAAGACACCGGAGGAAAUCAUUCCUAUUAUGGCUCAAUCGCAGGGAGAGGUGACGUUUAAAGUGAUACCGGUACCUGGCAUCAAGGAAGAGCUGUCAGCCAAUGAGACUAUGUUAUUUGUACGGUCGCUCUUUGACUACAAUCCCGAGGAGGACCCUGCCAUCCCCUGCAGACAGGCAGGGCUGGGCUUCAAGAGGGGGGACAUCCUUCAGAUCGUUAACCAGGAGGACGACACCUGGUGGCAAGCCUGUCGUCAUGGUGACAGCAACUCCCGAGCAGGACUCAUCCCCUCCAGGCAACUUCAGGAGAGGAGAGUCGCUCUCCAGCGGCCCAAAGCCUUAUUUAAACCUCAGAGAGUCCCAAACAAAGUGACAGUGGUGGAGGAUGCAGACUAUGGAGCUAUUACAGGAAUCCACAUCGCUGGUCUGAGAAGGAGUUUCCGGCUGGGCAGGAGGGGCGGUAGGAGUGGGAAUGUUGAGUCUAAAAGGAAGAGCCAGGAGAUGGGAGGAGCCACACAGACACCCACCUACCUGGAAGUGGCACCGUACUGCAGGGAGCAUAAAGAGGGACGUCGGCUGGUCCUGCUGGUUGGUCCCAGUGGAGUUGGGCUGAGUGAGAUGAAGAGGAGACUCCUGCUCUCUGACCCUGACCACUAUGGUGUCACUGUUCCACACACCACCAGAGAGAAGAGGAAGCAGGAGAAAGAUGGGGUAGAGUACCACUUUGUCUCAAGGCAGACGUUUGAAAUGGACAUCGUCAACCACAAGUUUUUAGAGUAUGGGGAGCACAGAGGGAACUACUACGGGACCAGUCUGGAGUCAGUGCACAAGGUCAUAGGGGAGGACAAGGUGUGCCUACUGGAUGUGCAGCCUAAUACUGUACAGCGCUUACACACAACCGAGUUCAAACCAUGUGUUGUUUUUGUGAAGCCACCAUCGAUUCAGGAGCUACGUUUUAGCCGGAGGAAAGCUACAUUAAUUUCCACCCAAGAUAUGACGAAACUGACAAAGACAUUUUCGGAAGAGGACUUUGAAGAUAUGAUUAGCUCAGCAGAAGCCAUGGAUAGCCAGUACGGCCACCUGUUUGAGAUGGUCGUCGUCAAUGGCGAUUUCGCCAUGGCAUUCAACAAACUGAGGGCGGAGCUGGAAAAGCUUGAGACGGAGGCGCCUCAGUGGAUUCCUGUGGAGUGGACCAGUCAUACCAAACAGAACACAGAGAGUGUGUGCUGAACACACUAGGAGGCUGGUUAUGCAUGUCUAAUUCACACUCACAGGAGGCUGCUGAGGGGAGGAUGGCUACUAAUAAU
This is a messenger RNA of Oncorhynchus mykiss (rainbow trout), 1923 nucleotides long. RefSeq names its product MAGUK p55 subfamily member 7. The record is from RefSeq and is a predicted model, not a curated record. Gene Ontology annotation, molecular function: protein binding. NCBI's taxonomy places the organism in Eukaryota, Metazoa, Chordata, Actinopteri, Salmoniformes, Salmonidae.